UUCCAGUACAACUAGCAAGACUCCAGCGUCCUGUCCGACACAAACCACGGCCUCGUUCAGUUUGGAAAGAAAGCAAAGAAAAAGAAGACAGAAGAAAAAAAAGAACAACUUUCUCCCGGCAACUUUUCCGCAGCCUGCUUGUCCUCCCGUGGUUUGAAGCUUUUCGUCGAAGCAGCAGUGCGACUCUGAGAUUGUUGCCUCCAGUCUGAGAGAAAAAAAAGUUUUACGCGUUUGAAAACUGAAGUUUUUAAGGCACCUUCGUGUUUUUUCGGCUGAGUCUGGAACUCAGCAGUUGGCUUCGCUGUUAAACGGACGCGUUUCGAGCAGCUUCCCGGUGUUUUUUCGGUGUUUUCUGUCCUCACAGCUGCUGUGAAUGAAGUAUCUGCUGAGCUGAAGAAACCAGCGCGUCUCCAUGAGGAAACUCAGCGUGGGAGUCGCUCUAACUUUGUCUUAGCUUUUACACACACACCUCAACGAACCUAUACAUUUUUCUACUCUUUUUUUUGCGCAGGUAGUUUUUGUGUUUUGUUUUUUGUAAGGACAGAAAAUGAAGACGCUGUUGGUGCUGUGUGUGGUUUGCACGCUGGUUGUGUUGUCCGCGUCGGUGACUGCGGAGCAAAAGUUGAAAAACUGUAACGAAGUCCGUGCCGCUUACAGCUCCAAAGGUUUCAACGUGAACGAUGUCCCCAACAAAGGAGUCAACGGAGCCCCUCUGAAGGUUUGUCCGCAGGGUUUCUCCUGCUGCACGGUGGAGAUGGAGGAGAAGCUGAGCCAGCAGAGCCACACGGAGAUCAAAGCUCCUGUCUCCAGGCUUAGCACCAACCUACAAUCCACCUUCAAACAGAAGCACGACCACUUUGACAAUUUUUUCCGCGAGCUUUUGAAAAAUGCAGAGGUUUCGCUGCACAACAUGUUUGUGCGAACAUACGGGAUGAUGUACGUGCAGAAUGCGGAGCUUUUCAAGAACUUCUUUGAAGCCCUGACGCGGUACUACGUGUCCGGCAGCGCCGCCGUCAACCUGGACUCCAUGCUGUCGGACUUCUGGGCUGACCUUCUGGAGAGAAUGUUCCGGCUGGUCAACGUGCAAUACGAGUUCAGCGAUGCCUACAUGGAGUGUGUCAGUCGGCACACGGAGCAACUGCAGCCCUUCGGCGAUGUGCCGCGCAAACUCCGCAUCCAGCUGACACGUGCUUUUGUGGCUGCACGCACCUUCGUACGUGGCCUGGCACUCAUGCCAGAGGUGGUCAACAGAGUCUCUACAGUCAGUGCGUCUCCCAGCUGUGUGCGAGCAGCCAUGAAGAUGUUGUACUGUCCCUACUGCUCAGGCCAAGUGGCCCUGAAGCCAUGCCAGAAUUACUGUCUGAAUGUGAUGCGGGGGUGUUUGGCCAACCAGGCUGACCUGGACACAGAGUGGAACAACUUCCUCGACGCUAUGCUCAGUCUGGCUGAGAGGCUCGAAGGUCCCUUUAAUUUUGAGUCCGUCAUGGAUCCCAUCGAUGUGAAGAUUUCAGAGGCAAUCAUGAACAUGCAAGAGAACAGCAUGCAAGUGUCACAGAAAGUUUUCCAAGGAUGUGGGAUGCCUAAACCUAGCAUGGCCUUCCGUUCUACACGUUCUGUCAAAGAAACAAGUUUCACAGGUCGAUUCCGACCUUACAGUCCCGAUGCAAGACCCACCACUGCUGCUGGGACCAGUUUAGAUCGACUGACAAAUGAUGUGAAGAAGAAGCUGAAACAUGCAAAGAAGUUCUGGUCCACGUUGCCAGAAACCGUGUGUGCAGGUGAGAGGAUUGCACCUGGCGAUGAGUGCUGGAACGGAACAGCAAAAAGCAGGUAUGAGUCAGUUGUCAUUGGCAACGGCCUGGCCAAUCAGGUGUCAAACCCAGAUGUGGACGUGGACAUCACAAAACCAGAUAUUAUGAUUCGCAGUCAGAUUGCAGUUUUGAAGGAGAUGACGAGCUGGCUCAAAGCUGCACACAGUGGCAACGACAUCUCUGUUGAGAACGAUGAGGAGGCCAGUGGAGGAGAGGAGAGCGGCAGCGGUUGCGACUCCCCAUCCUGCGACUCAAACGAAGACAUCUACUUCUCCACCCCACCGAACCCCGGCAAACCGCGGGUGAAUCUGGUACACAGUAACACGUCAGCCGGGGUCGCCUCACAGGGAAGCAUGGCGCUGGCGCUCUGCGGGCUCAUCCUGGCCCUGCUCGCCCCACACUUGAGAUAAAACUGGCUGGCGGGGAGAGGAAGAGAAUGACCAGGAAUCACGGAGCGAAGGGGAAAACUGUCAGAGAGACUUCAAAAAGACUGCCUUCAGGACCUCGGACUGUCCGCCAUUGGGGGGGAAGACUCUUCUUAAUAUUACAAUAACUUCACUAUUAACGAUUUGUUUGUAUGUUUAUAAGGACAUCAGUGUACAGCAAUAUGAUUUUCUUGCCAAGAAAUCCGCCUUUUCCCCCCGGUUAACCUGUACACCAGUGGCUCUGUUGAAGCUAUGUUAUGGUUCUGCUUGCAGCAUUACAAACACUACAGAAUUGUCUUUUUGGCAAUUUAAUCUCAUGAUUCAUUUGGUGCCUUCUGCAGUGAUUGCCAUCUGAUAGCUAAACAUUAAGAAAGAUGUUUGAUUGAACAGUGAGUGCCUGUAUUGGGACAUAUCUUCAUAUUUCUGAAGAUGCUCAUUCCUUCCAAUAUUCAGAAAUCAGUUGAAUACUAGACAUGGAGCUCAUAUAAUGUUGUUAUGAAACAGUUCAUAACAGCUAUUUUGCACAUUAUGAAUGUGCACACUGUGAAUAUUUGUGUCUGUGCAUUUCUACGUUUAGAAACAUCAGCCAGUCAGAAAUUCUGAAGCUUGCUAUUGAUCUCAGCUAAGGAGCAGAACACAGUUCAUCUCUCAGAAAUACAGUGGGAGAAGUUACAGCACAGGUAUUUAUGUUUGACCUGGAGAUGGAAUCAUGGUUUCUAGAAGAGCCGACAGGGUGUUCUGGGGCCCUGAAACAUGCAUAUUGUAUGUCUGCUAUGAGCAUUAUCACAACCUAACUUUUAAUUUCCUCAUUAAUUUAAUUUCUUCAUCUACAGCAGUCCAGUAGUAAGGUCAUACCUCAUGCAUACUCUCAUUGUCAAUGCAAUCUAGUGGUGUUGAGUUGAAAGUGUCUGAUAGAGUUAGAUAUGUGGCCGGCAUCCCCUGCCGUUACCCCUAAAGAAGGCAAAGCUGACAUGUCCUGAAUUCCCUUUUUGGUACUGUAAGCUCAGUUCGGCACAGAAGAUCUGACUCUAUACAGUCUUACUUGUUUGAAAAAGAAAAAGGUGGAUGUUCAGAGCGUUUCACAUUAAACUAGACAAGAGGAAGAAAAGACAGUGUUUGAUCAAGUGAAAUCAAUAAAAGAUUAUUUUAAUACAGGGUUUUAUGUUGAGGAGGUGUUGUAAUUUUUAGCUAUUUUGGUAUGAAGAUAUAUAUUAGGUACUACAGUGGAUUUUACUGCUAGUUUUAGGUGGUGGAAGAGGACAGUGUCCUCAGAUGAUGAGGACACUUUCGGUCAGUGUGCACAGUUUUGGGGGCUUUUUUAAAAAAAAUUUUGCCCACAACCCCCCGUCCCACAAUACCAACUUGUACCUCUUACAUGGCCUGUGUCAGUAUAAAUGGACUCAUCCUGAACCAUUUGAUCUACCUAUCCUCAUCCUCACGUUCUCAUCAUUUCAACUCAAGGUGGAAUGUUGAAAUAUUGUCACAGUUACUACAAAAGUAAUGCAAUGUAUGGUGCCUGAUUUUUUUUCUUUUUUUUUUUUUUUUACUUUGGUACAUUAUCAUCUUCUCAAGAUAAAAAAAAGAAUGUAGAUGUUGAUGAUUUAUGAUCUGUCUGCUCAGAUUCCCUAGAGGGUGUUUUGAGUACAUUGUUACCAGCUGACAAGCACAAUGUAAGGUUUUCUAUGUCGUCUAAGUUGAUAAUCGGGUCUGUGAGUUGCAUUACCUGGCCGUUUCAUCUCUAAAAUCAUGCUGCCUUGUGUAGCUUUUGUACAGUAACUUAUGCAUGUAUUUUAAUGUCAUGGCAAACAUGCUUUUAGAACUGACAGAUUAUCUGAAGUACAGCACCCAGGAUGCCUUGAUAUGCACAGUUUAGGUGAAAAAUAUUCAUUACUUCAUCAAGUAAUUUAUUAAAUUGAUCAGAUUUGGGGCCAUUUUGUAAAACAUUUGAAAGGAUGUCACAUUUGUCAAACAAUUAGAUGUAGUUGAGACAAAUGGUAAGCAAUAGAAAGAACCCUUUUAGUUCUUGUUGGGCUUUGAAAUUGACAGGUUGAUUGUAUGCUUAUAUGGCAUUUUCUUUCAAAAAAAACAAAAAUAAGUAGUUUCCAAUGAUCAGACGUCAAGAGCGAACAUCAAUAUUAUGAAUCUGACUUUGAAGGAUUUGAUGAAACAUCUAUGCAACCCAUAUAAAAUACUGAAGCCUUAAUCUAAAAUCAUAUAGCUGCACUUCAGCAGCUGGAUUUGACAUUACUUCUGCAGGUGACCAGUUUAAUUCUCCUGUUUUUGUGUUCCAACAUUUCUACAAGGGCUUGUGCAUGUGUUUGUGUCAUGUGGAAGAGUUGUGUCGAGUGCGAAGAAACCCAAAGUUUCUGAGAGUCGGAGGAAAUGUUUUGAGUGACGGUGGUAAAAGUCUGUGCUUGCAGGCCAGGGCAGCAGCGUUUUCCGGCUGGCGGGGAGCUGGUCCAGCUGCUGGAUGUUUGCUCUUUCGAUCCGCAGAGCAAACUUCAGUCUCGUGACUUUUAAGUCGAGUUGGACGGGUGCUGAAACCUGUCCGCCUGCCUGCGGCCCACAAGAACAGAAAGGACUCGCUCUCUGAGGAGGGAGCGAGUGAGUGACUGAAAAGAAUGAAAAAAAUGUGUAAAUAAAGAGCAGCCGUUUUUAGAUGUCUCUAAAAGAGGCCUUAACAGUACACCAGAUUUUUACAUGUCAGAGUAUCUCCUAAAUGUUAUGGAAAAAACAAGAUGAGAUAGAUGUUAAAUUGUAAGAGAAAAUGUAUAUUAAACAACAUUUCUUAGUCUUGUUGAAAUAAAGACUGCCAAUAUUUAA
Amphiprion ocellaris (clown anemonefish) is the source of this 5059-nucleotide messenger RNA. RefSeq names its product glypican 4 (gene gpc4). The transcript is spliced from 9 exons. The coding region runs from base 548 to 2221 and encodes 557 amino acids. Gene Ontology annotation, cellular component: extracellular region; plasma membrane; synapse. Gene Ontology annotation, biological process: regulation of protein localization to membrane; regulation of signal transduction; cell migration. NCBI's taxonomy places the organism in Eukaryota, Metazoa, Chordata, Actinopteri, Pomacentridae. The record is from RefSeq and is a predicted model, not a curated record.